AGCACACCCUCGUGCACAUACAAUAAGCAGAUCCGGUCCUUUCGUUUUCAUUUCCCGGAAGGUUACUUAAAAUAUAUCAUGCGAUCCUAAAAGUACUGAAAGGCUACCGUCGACUCAGUUUCAAUAUUCGGCCUUACCGUAGGCUAAAGACGAAUUUAUAGACUUCGCUGUUAAAGUUGCUUUAGCAAUUCAAACUAGUCAACUGUUAAAUUAACAGGAUUUGGGAAAAGUGGUUUUCUUCCAUCUCAGGUAAAGGAACAUGAGUGACGGCUCCUCACAACUACCUUUUAUCAAGCAGGAUUGUGGGGGGAGAAGCAGCCCCCAAGCUGCUUGUUCGCCCGCUUCUCCCGCGGCAGUUACGGUCCCGCGCAGCCCAGUAUCUUCCGUAUAUCCUGGUGCUCACGAGGAGCUCUGUCGGCUCCCCGGAAGACUUCGCAUAAACCCGUCUCUAUGGGGUAAGGACGACGUGAGUCACUGGCUGCACUGGGCCCAGAAAGAGUACUCACUGCGCAGGACGGACCAGGCCAAGUUCGAGAUGAAUGGCAAAGCCCUCUGCCUCCUGACCAAAGAAGACUUCCGCCUGCGCUGCCCUAGUUCAGGGGACGUCCUGUACGAGCUUCUGCAGCAGGUGAAGCAGCAGAGGCGGGCCAUGGUGUGCUGCUACCUCCCCAGACCCUCGCAGAGACCGGGCGCCCCUUCGCCUCCGCAUAGAGACACAAACGGGAGCGCAGUUCCCCCUGGCCUGUCCUACAGGUCAGUCCCUGUGUGCGAGGGGAACCUACACCCCAACAGCUCGACCAUUGCCACGCAUAAGAAUGACCAUUUCCAGGACCUUAGGGAACUGUCUUCACCUCCUUUCACCUAUCCCAGGCAGCAGACACAUUUAGGAGAACUCUCUGUCCAAUCAGAUUUGCAGAGGAACCUGGCCCAGACUACUGCUGAGUCUGAACAGCACCUGUCGCCCGCGGCGACCGCACAGCACACCGGCUCCCUGGCCCGGCCCGGCCUACCCACAGUCCUCUGCUGCAAAGAGGAGCCUCUCAACCUGUCCAGCAGGGCGGCGAACCCCAGUUCUAGGAGCACUACCCAGCCCAGCGAAGCCAACGGCAAGAUUCCAGACUGCCGGCUGCUCUGGGACUACGUGUAUCAGCUGCUGUCCGACAGCCGCUACGCGCCCUUCAUCCGAUGGGUAGACCCAGAGUCCAUGGUGUUCCGGGUGGUGGAUCCCAACGGGCUGGCCCGGCUGUGGGGGAACCACAAGAACAGGGCUAAUAUGACCUAUGAGAAAAUGUCCAGAGCACUACGACACUACUACAAGCUCAACAUCAUUAAGAAAGAGCCUGGUCAGAAACUGCUAUUCCGGUGAGUUCUCAUACAGACGACACAAAAUGUUGACACUGCAAUUUCUAUACGAGUCAAGAAUCAGUGUGAUUGCUUUUAUUGUCAAAAAAAGAAAAAAUAAUAAUAAUAAAUUCUCAUAACAUGUCUCCCAAAUUAGUGGAUUAAAGGUAUGGUAAACGCAUACUACACUGGCCAAUGAUAUGAAUGGACAUUAUAUAAGCAAUGAAUAUGCAUUCAGCCGUGAGUACAAUGCCCUGGCUGUCUCUUAAAGAAGGACCACAAUGGUAUCAUGUGCUUUACUGAUGGUUGCACCAAAUGCAUCUUCGACUAGCUGAAACUAAAGGAGUAGAGGUCGCAUGAUAACACAUCACUAACUAGGCAAUUCCCUCUUAUUUAAUGAAUUAUGGCCAUAAUGAAAUACAAGAUGCCAGCUGUAGCAAAAAAAUAUAUUUUAAGAAAGUGUCUUUAAAAAAAUAAAAUGAAAAUCUGAGCAUUAUGAGGGCAGGGGUUCUGAAUGAGAGGCUGAACAG
Messenger RNA from Anguilla rostrata (American eel), 1871 nucleotides. RefSeq names its product ETS variant transcription factor 7 (gene etv7). Gene Ontology annotation, cellular component: nucleus. Gene Ontology annotation, biological process: cell differentiation; regulation of transcription by RNA polymerase II. The coding region runs from base 260 to 1366 and encodes 368 amino acids. The record is from RefSeq and is a predicted model, not a curated record. The transcript is spliced from 8 exons. Gene Ontology annotation, molecular function: sequence-specific DNA binding; DNA-binding transcription factor activity, RNA polymerase II-specific. Lineage: Eukaryota; Metazoa; Chordata; Actinopteri; Anguilliformes; Anguillidae.